Strongyloides ratti is the source of this 2400-nucleotide messenger RNA. Its product is annotated as C-type lectin domain and C-type lectin-like domain and C-type lectin fold domain-containing protein. The transcript is spliced from 2 exons. NCBI's taxonomy places the organism in Eukaryota, Metazoa, Nematoda, Chromadorea, Rhabditida, Strongyloididae. The record is from RefSeq and is a predicted model, not a curated record. Bases 1 to 2400 code for a protein of 799 amino acids.
AUGAAGGUUGGUCAAAAUUUGUCAUUUAUUGAAAUUAUGGAAACUGGAUUAUUAAGAAAAAAUAUUCUAAAAUGGGUUCCAACUUUUGAAGAUAUACAAAAUCUUACCAAAACUUGUAAAAUUAUUAAUUUCUAUAUUAAAAAUGAUAUAAUUAGAAAAAAAAUGUUUUGGUAUAAGGAUGAAAGAUCUGUUACUAUGAAAGUUAAAGAUGGAUUUCAAAAUGAUUUAGCUGUUUUAAGUAUGAAUGACAUUGAUUUUUCACCCAAAGAAUGUAAUUUGGAUAUAUUAGAUACUGCUAGUAAUUUUAAUGGAGAAGUAGUUGCUAGUUCUAAUUGUAUAUUUGUCAAAAUAGAAAAUAUGAUACAAUAUUAUAGAGGAGAAAAAGAUAAUUUAUUCUUUAAAAUGUUAGUUGAUGCAAUAGAUUUAAAUUUUCAAACAAGAAAAAAUGCUACUAUACUUGAUUUUACUAGCAAUUCUCCGGAUAACUCUUCAAUGAUAUUAUAUGCUUUAUGUUAUAUGCAACAUGAAAACAUAAAAAGAAUUAAAAUUCAAAAAAGUGCAUUGAUGUCUGAUUGUAGUGGAAAUGAUAUAAUUUUAGACAAUAUUUUUGAAGGAUUUCCUAAUUUAAAUGAACUUGUUAUUUUUGGAAAUGUAACUAAGAAUGAUUAUUUUAAACUUUUAGAAAAUGAAAAAAUUUUACAUUAUAUUUUAAAAGAUCUUUCUAAAAAAAAUGAUCCUACAAUUGUGUUGACAAGUACUUACAAUACCUACCAAACAUUUAUUCUAUACAAUCAUAUGUUUAUCAAACUUGCAAAAAAAUAUAAUGUUAAAAUAAAAUGUAAUCUUAUUAAUCUUCUCCCAUUAUCUAAUAAUAAAGGCAGUGGAUUUUAUUCAAUUGAAAGAUGUCCUUAUUUUGUGCCAAUGGGAAAACAUAUUACUUCAAUUGCUAAUGAUAUUAAAAGUUCCAGGGUAUUUUUUAAUAUUAUGAAGAAUAUGCAAGGUCUUGAAAAUUUAGAAAUGUUAAUAAUAUCACUACGAUUUUCUGAUUUAAAAAAAGGUCUUCAAAGAAUGAAAAUAUUUGACUUUGAUAAUUUAUCAUUAAAAAAUUGUAAAUAUUUAAAAAGAGUUAUAUUGUAUUUUGAAGGAUACAAAGAAAAAAGAAAUGAUUUAAGAAUACCAAUAUUUUAUAAUAAUUUAAAAUUUUUAGCUUCUCUAAUGCCAAGUUGUGUUGAAAGAUUUGAUUUAAUUAAUGGAUUUGAAUUAACUAAUGAAAUUACUGAAACAAUUAGUAAAUUUAUGCCAAAUAUAAAAUUACUAAUAACUUAUGAUGUAUCUUAUAAAGAUUCAACUUGUCUUAAUGCUUUCAAAAAUUUACAAGCAUUUAUUUCUUAUGAUUAUUAUAAUAUUGAUAUUCCAAAAUCGGUAAAAUUUCUUGCAAUUUUACAAAGAGUUUCUCUAACUGAUUGUGUUGAUGAAUCUCUAAAUCAAAAAGUUCUUAGCACAUAUUCGAAAAGAUUUAAAAAAAGUCUUCAAACAACAAAAGGAGAUUAUAUAUUUUUUAAUGAUAUUUUACAAUGGGACAUUGUUAUUUCAGAACCAUGUGCUGGAUUACCAGGAUAUUUUAUGGCAAUAAAUAGAAAAUGUUACAAAAUUUAUCAUGAACAUCUAGAUAAAUAUCUAAUGAAACAAUUUUGUGAAAUGGAUGAAGGAAUUUUGUCGGGAUUUAUUACUGACAGUGAUAUACAUGCUUUUAUUCAAUUACUUAAUGCUUAUUUUAAGAAUAUUAAACUUAAGUAUAUUGAUAGAGGAUUUUUUUGUUACAAAAAUUCAGAUAAUUGUUUUUUAAAUACAGGUCAUGAUUUAAAAAUUGAAAAUGAAAUUGAAUUUUUAACAAAUGAAUUUCCAUGUAGAGGUGUAAUGAACAGAGAAAAUUUUAAAUUUUAUUGUAUAAGUUUCGGUGAUUUAGAUGAUGUUAUUUUUGGUUGUGAAAAAGAUUACUUAUACAUAAAAAAUUGUACUAAUCACAUUCAAUAUAAAAAAUAUGGUGAUGGUAAUUGUUAUACAUUGUUAGAAAAUAUUAGUUUUACCAAAAAGACUGCAGAAAUGAUGUGUAGAGAACAUUCAGGAACUUUACCAAUGAUAAAUUAUGACUUUGAAAAUUUGGUUUUAAAUCAAUUAUUUAGAGAAAUAGGUUCUCCUUUUUGGCUUGGUUUUUCAUGUCCUACAAAAGAUCCUUCUACCUGUAAAUGGAGUACCAAUGAAAUGUUGAAAUAUGCAAGAAUUGAUAAUUUAAAUUUAACCAAAGACAAUUUAUGUGGAUACAUGGAAAAUCAAAAUAUUUGGGGAGCAGAUAAAUGUAAUACGCGAAAAAAAGUAGUUUGUCAAAUUAGAAAUAUAUAA